This is a messenger RNA of Rotaria sp. Silwood1, 312 nucleotides long. Lineage: Eukaryota; Metazoa; Rotifera; Eurotatoria; Philodinida; Philodinidae. The record is from the annotation of a GenBank genome assembly.
AUGAGUCGUGAAGAUGCAUUAAACUCAAUUCUUGAAUUAGAAAAUUAUUAUACAGGACUAAAAAAUAACUUACCGGGUUCACCAUCAGAAAUGGUCGAUAAAGCAUGGCAUGCACACAUAUUAAAUACAAAAAUGUAUUUUCGCUUUUCUGAAAGAGCAUUUGGCAGAUAUCUUCAUCAUUUACCAUUUUGGUCUGGUAAUAUGGAAGAAGCAACACAGUUUGUUGAUGCUAUCUCAAUGUUUGAAAAAUUAAAUGCAUUGGGUAUUGAAAAUAUGAAUCAAACAGUUUGGACAUAUCGAUUAGAAAAAUGA